AGGUCUACGUGGGAGGUUGCUUUCACUUAGAGUAAUCCCAGGCAAACUCCUCUCCCUCCUCUCCUGUCUUCUUCAAGCUGAACAGUCCCUGUCUUCUUUCUCACUCUUCCCCUAUAACGCUUUUAUAGUUCUAUUCUCCCUUUCUGUGGUGGGAUGUUCGAUGUAUGCAUUUAUACCAUGGCAUAAUAAUAAUUUGUUGUUCCGUAUGCCCCUCCCAAUAAUUCCUACACAACGUGUAGUGGCGACGGAUAUACGUGGAAUGUACCAAGGCAGAUGGGUGUGCGUAGGGAAUAGCCUUUAUUAGACCAACAGACAGAGUCUCCAUAAACAAAAAAAAGCUUUUAGGCACACAAACCCUGCUGCAGGUCUGGAGGAGAAGCAGAAACCUGCAGGGUGAAAUACGAGUUAUUCUGAGUUUACCACAAUUUUCUUGCUCAUGUGGACCACGAGAGAAAGUCUGCGUGCUCUCUGGAGAGCAGAGGGAAGGGGUUAUUAAAGGAGAAAUGUCAGUCUCUCUUGCUUUAACACUUGUUUUCUUUUCUGAGAGUACUUCUUCCAUGUAUACACAUCUCUUGUCUUGGGGCAGGGAGGUGUGGAGCGAGAAGAAAAACCUGUACCAUAAGAAAAGUAUUGUCACUGAAGCCAUAACUUUUAGUAUCCAGGAGAACAGUGAUUUAUAGUUCCAAGGUCCAUCUUCUGAAGGUGUUUUGUAGAAGGCUUUCGUGAGGAUCAGGACUGAGAGAUGUAGUGGCUGGUUUUUUGUAAGAAGUAUUCUCUCUGAUAACUCGCAAUCUGUUUGCCUCUGACUGCUGCUGAGCACUGAGCUGGUGUUUUCAGAGAACGGUGACUUUCAGAUCCCUUUUCUGAGUGGUUUAAACAAACUUACAGCCCAUUAAAGUGUACAUAUAGCCAGAGGGUUUUUUUAUGCCUGUAUGCAUCACUUGGCACGUCAACAGUGAAUUUUGGUGUUUGGACACUUUGAAUGAGGAGACCAUUCUGCAAAUUCUUCACAAUAAAGACUGGCAUGGACAAUUGUCACCCACAAACUCAAUCUUCUUAUAUUCACUCCCUUUCCCAGAUCACUUACGACUGUGUUGAACAACACAGACCCUUGGAGAAAUCCCUUGAUAUCUUGUUCCCAUUGAUGUCAGCAGGAGACAUGGCCAAACCCCUCCUGGGCCAUCGCAGCAUGGAAGGGGACCGCAGCAUUAGUCCUGCAGCAGGCCGCACCAUCGGGGUGCUGGGAAGCGGGGACUUCGCGCGGUCGUUGGCCAUCCGCCUCAUCUGCUCCGGUUUCAAGGUGGUGGUUGGGAGCCGCAACCCUAAGCGCAAAGCUGGCCUCUUCCCUUCUGCAGCAGAAGUCACCUUCCAGGCUGAGGCAGUGAAGAAGGCAGAUGUCAUUUUUGUGGCGGUAUUCAGGGAACAUUACUCCACGCUCUGUGACCUGGCUGAUGUGCUGGUUGGCAAGAUACUGGUGGAUGUUAGCAACAACACUGAAAUCAACCACCACAAGGAAUCCAACGCCGAGUACUUGGCUUCCCUGUUCCCUGCCUGCACCGUGGUCAAGGGGUUUAACGUCAUUUCUGCGUGGACGUUGCAGUCAGGUGCCAGGGAUGGAAAUAAGCAGGUUCUGAUUUGCUCUAAUAACCAAGAGGCCAAGCGCACCGUAGCAGAAAUUGCUCAAGUCAUGGGAUUCACCCCCGUGGACAUGGGCUGCAUAUCAUCGGCCUCUGAGAUUGAAAACAUUCCCCUGCGCCUCUUGCCAGCCUGGAAAAUCCCAAUUUUUUUGGCUUUGGGGCUCUUCCUUUGUUUCUUUACUUACAACUUGGUCAGACAGGUCAUCCACCCUUAUAUCAGGGAGCAGAAGAACAAGUUCUACAAGAUCCCCAUCGAGGUGGUCAACACUACCCUGCCUUGUGUGGCCUACGUCAUGCUGUCUCUUGUCUAUCUGCCUGGCGUCCUGGCAGCCUGCUCGCAGCUGUACUACGGCACCAAGUACAGGCGCUUUCCAGAUUGGCUUGACCAGUGGCUCCAGCACAGAAAGCAGAUUGGCCUCCUGAGCUUCUUCUGUGCGGCUCUGCAUGCCGUGUACAGCCUGUGUCUGCCCAUGCGCCGCUCGCACCGCUACCAGUUAAUUGAGACGGCCGUCAAGCAGGCAGUGGAGAAGAAGAUGAAUAUCUGGGUAGAGGAGGAAGUCUGGAGGAUGGAGAUUUAUAUCUCCGUUGGAAUAAUUGCCCUGGGCUUGCUGUCGUUGCUUGCCAUCACUUCGCUCCCAUCCAUCGCAAACUCUCUCAACUGGAGGGAAUUCAGUUUCGUUCAGUCCACCCUUGGAUUUAUUGCCUUGGUGAUCAGCACUCUGCACACGCUCACUUACGGAUGGUCGAGGGCCUUUGAUGAGAACCAGUACAAAUUCUACCUGCCACCAACCUACACCCUGACGUUGCUUGUCCCAUGUACUGUGAUCCUAGCAAAAGUGAUCUUCAGCUUGCCCUGCAUCCAGCAAAGACUUCUGCGAAUCAGGAAGGGCUGGGAAAAGGGGAGAUACGUGAAGUUUGUCCUGCCCAGCGCAACAGGGGAAUAUUCAAGUGGAGAGACUUCUAGCAAUGUGUAGCAAAGCCCCUAUUGCGACAGAAGAUUUCAAAGCACUAUCAACAUUUCUAUAAAAGGUGUUUUUUCCUUUCCUUAAACAUAUGUAUGUUUUAUUAUAAUUGUAUGGUGGGUAAAUAAUAAAAUCUGGUGACUUUAGAGAAUGGAUUACCAUGAAACUAGGUUAGACAGUAGUAUUUAAACUAUAUUGCUGGUUUGCUUGGACAACUAUUGCCUUAAAUAUCACCGAGAAAGCUGUGCUGGCAGCACUAUUAUACAUGGAAAACCACUGGGAUUCCAUCAGAUCAGUCACCUGAGAGGGUGGUUGGCAUCUCUGUAUCAGUUCUCUGUUGCUUCCAUAGCCACUCUCACAAAUUUCAAUGUGUGUUUUGUUUUGUUUUUCCCCUAGUAUGAAAGAACACAGAUAUUCAGGCUCUGUGUCAGGGAAGAAAUCAGCUUCUUGAGUGUCUGGGUCAACCAAAGCCGUGAGGUUUAGGAACGUGAAUUGUCUCUGGUUUUGGUCCCCUCAGUGAGCACCGCAGCCAAACAAGACCAAUACCCGUGUUACGCAGUAGCCACUGAUUUUAGCGAAAGUAUCCAGCAAGCCCGAGCAAUGCCUGCUUUUCCAGGUACACUUGCGCUCCUGUAAGCUAUCUGGUGCACGUUUAUAAGCUGAGGAAACAAAUCACCUUUUCCAGCAAAGUAACAGCAUUUGAAGAGGGAUGUCCCUAGCAUUCAUGCCUCUCCUCCGCACUGCUGUCACUGGGAUGACACCUACUGCUACCAUAUGUUCUGUUUUAUUAAACCAAAGUUUCAGGCAGUAUUUGAUGAAAAUAGAGUGAAGAUAAUUAACCAAAAGACUUGCUGCUUCAGGAAAUCACAUGGAGAAAACCAAGGCCUUUUGGCAGGCCUUCUGUCAAAUAACAGGGUUUCAAAAAUUUCAAAACCCUUUUUGAAAACAUAGUCACUUGAACAUUUCCAUUUAUGCAGACAAAACAGCAGCUCUGAAACCAUCAGUUUCAGUAGCAGUGAAGAGAUUUUCGAACUAUCUUGUAAAGGGAUUAAUGAGUUUUGACCACAAAGAAAAUACAGCAAAUAUACAUUUUGGGCAUAGUCCUUCAUUGCCUUGCACCUUAUGAAGUCACUUACUAGUGCACAGCAGGUAUCACAUGCUCUUCUUCCAACUUUACACUCACUUUGGAUGAGGUACAGGGCAAUGAAGAAUUUUAUGCUAAUUUUAUUUUCUUCCUGUCUCUUCUCACUCCUUCAAGCUCUUGUUCUUUAUCAGAAGAAUUCUUUAGGUUUUAGUCCAGAUCCUCUGGAUGGAGAAUAGACAGCCAUUCUUCACGAAAGCGCAUUUAAAAUGCAGGCAAUCAAGAUGACACAAGAAGACUGCCUCAGAAGGUCAGAUGUAAGGACAUGGUUGAAAUAGCUUGAUUUUCCUACAGUUAAGUAAAAGACACCACUCAAUGUUGAGCAUCGCUUUGAAAAAUGACCACUGUCAGUAUCAAAUAAGGUAUGCUCUGUGGGCAAGAAAAUAUCUGUUAUUAGACAGGCUAAUGUAAGUGGGGAAAACAGAUCAAUUUAGGGGCACAUCAGCCCUUCUACAAGUCAGUAUUGCCUCUGUAACCUGGAUGAUUUUCUGGAUCAUCCAGAAAAAAAUCAUUUUCUGGAUGAUUUCUACACGGACAGAAGAUUUUAAGAAUUCCCUGUUUAGCCUCAAGUGACUGUGGAGAGUAAUAUUCUUCAACUACUGCUCCAGCUGCCAGGGAUGAUACUCAGGGAUUUCAGUUCUUGCAUAAGGCUCACACUAAAGUCUCCAAACACUGUUUCAUUUCACUGAAUAAAAGGAAAUGGGCAUGAGGGAAAUGCCGGGAUUUCACAAUCGGCAGACAAUUUUGUUGCAAAGAGGGGAAGUUACCAUUCUUUCCUGCUCUCCCUCUCAGACAGUUGGUUAUUCAGGCCCCACCACCCACCACAACCAAGUCCAGAUCAGCAACUGAUAAAAACACUCACCAAGCAGAUAGAUUAACCAGUAACAUUUGCAGCUGAACGGUAGGUUAAGCUUCUGCAUGCUGAGACAGUUUCACACGGGUAUCGUUCUACCCGCUCCAGCGUAACUCGCCCUUGACGUAAAAAUUGGCUUCAGCAAGGUUGUUCUUCCCAGUCUCUUCCAUUUCAUCAUCAAGCAAAGCCAACAUAAAAGCUGCAGUUUGCACAUUUUUUUGGCUACGAUGAAGUAUUCAAAUGUCUUUUCUUCCAAAGCUAAGCUUCUUUCCAAUUCUUUAGGUCAGGCAAGACUACUGCCUGUUGCCAGGGAGGGGGGGGGAUAAAUAAAAAAAAAAGGAGUAGGAGGCAGGGAACGAGUAUCACGCAGUUUUUGCGUGGUGUGUCUUAGUGCGGUUUUGCUGAGUUACUGCGAGGCCAGACUCGCCUUUUUGCCUAGCAGAAGCAAAAUCUGCAGCUUUGCUUUGCGUAACCUUCAUGCCCGCACACCCUUUCCCAUCCCAGGCAAAGGGACAAGGCACCCCCGAGCCACCGGAGGAGCUGGCUCCGCUGGUGCGUCGGCGAGGUGCUUUCCGGACAGACGCGAGCCCUGCGGGCAGACGAGCCGGUUCGGGAGUCACGCAGCUCCCCGACGUCUAACAAGGGCCCGCGAGGGUGUCCCGCUAACGCCUCUGCCGACGUCCCGUCCAGCUAGUCGUCAUCUCUUUAAAGACCAAAACCGACUCCUGUAAGUGCAGAACUAGAGCAGCAUUUCAAGCGGUGCCCUCUGUAGGUGUCUGCUCUAAAAACUUUUGUCAAUGGUUUGAAUAACCUAUUCCGAUUCCGGAAUACUGAAAAGUGCUUUGAGGAUUUUUUUUAAAAGAUCUUUGCCUUUUUUUUUUUCUAUACUGCAUUAUUUGAUACUGAUAGGAAUUUAGUGAGGUUAACUUAAAAUUUCCUCAUCAACUGUUUUUUUUUUAUUAUUUGGAGUUGCCAUAUAUGUGUAUAUAUAUAUACGUACACACACAUUUUAUUGCAGAAUAUACAGCUGGAAUGUAAAUUCUUUAUAUUUUUAUUUUCUGUAUUGCCUACUAUGUGCCUCUGGGAUAUGUAAGAACCAACUGAAAAGCUGUAAGAACAAGGCCAGUUUUAAUCAGUUCUAGUCACUGGCCUCUGUAGCUAUAUAAAAGUUAUUCUGAACAGGUCGAUAAAGUUACAUCAAUACUCA
Messenger RNA from Rhea pennata, 5800 nucleotides. It is a transcript of the gene STEAP3, whose product is annotated as STEAP3 metalloreductase. Gene Ontology annotation, biological process: copper ion import. The transcript is spliced from 5 exons. Bases 983 to 2611 code for a protein of 542 amino acids. Gene Ontology annotation, molecular function: ferric-chelate reductase (NADPH) activity; cupric reductase (NADH) activity. Lineage: Eukaryota; Metazoa; Chordata; Aves; Rheiformes; Rheidae. The record is from RefSeq and is a predicted model, not a curated record. Gene Ontology annotation, cellular component: plasma membrane; endosome.